GGGGAGCGCUGAGCCGCACGUCGUGCCCUGCACUGCCCAGACUAGCGAACAAUACAGUCAGGAUGGCUAAAGGUGAUCCCAAGAAACCAAAGGGCAAGAUGUCUGCUUAUGUCUUCUUCAUGCAGACAUGCAGAGAGGAACACAAGAAGAAAAACCCAGAAGUCCCUGUCAAUUUUGCAGAAUUUUCUAAGAAGUGCUCUGAGAGGUGGAAGACUAUGUCUGGGAAGGAGAAAUCUAAAUCCAAUGAAAUGGCAAAGGCAGACAAAGUGCGUUAUGACCGGGAAAUGAAGGAUUAUGGACCAGCUAAGGGAGGCAUGAAGAAGAAGGACCCUAAUGCCCCCAAAAGGCCACCGUCUGGAUUCUUCCUGUUCUGUUCAGAAUUCCGCCCCAAGAUCAAAUCUACAAACCCUGGUAUCUCCAUUGGAGAUGUGGCAAAGAAGCUGGGUGAGAUGUGGAAUAACUUAAGUGAUGGUGAGAAGCAACCUUACAACAAUAAGGCAGCGAAGCUGAAGGAGAAGUACGAGAAGGAUGUCACCGACUAUAAGUCUAAAGGAAAGUCUGAUGGCGCGAAGGGUCCCCCCAAAGUUGCCCGGAAAAAGGUGGAAGAAGAAGGUGAAGAAGACGAGGAGGAGGAAGAGGAAGAGGAGGAGGAGGAGGAGGAUGAAUAAAAGAAACUGUUGAUCUGUCUCCUUGUGAAUACCUUAGAGUAGGGAGCGCCGUCAUUGACAUUGACACCCCUCUUAUUGGAGGCGUGUCUGUUGCCCUCGUUAGGUUUAAUCACACAAUUGGGUCAUGGUCAUAUUGUAGUUUCUCAAAGUGCUCUAGAAAUUGUCAGUGGUUUACAUGAAGUGGCCAUGGGUGUCCAGAGCACCCUGAAACUGUAUCAAAGUUGUACAUAUUUCCAAACAUUUUUAAAAUGAAAAGGCUCUCGUGUUCUCCUCACUCUGUGCACUUUGCUGUUGGUGUGACAAGGCAUUUAAAGAUGUUCCUGGCAUUUUCUUUUUUUGAUUUGUAAGGUGGUGUUAACUAUAUGGUUAUUGGCUAGAAAUCCUGAGUUAUCAACUGUAUAUAUCUAUAGUUUGUAAAAAAAGAACAAAACAACCGAGACAAACUCUUGAUGCUCCUUGCUUGGCAUUGAGGCUGUGGGGAAGAUGCCUUUUGGAGGGGCUGUAGCUCAGGGCGUGCACUGUGAGGCUGGACCUGUGGACAUUGCAGUGGGCAUCCAUUUAGCUUCAGGUUGUCUUGUUUCUGUAUAUAGUGACCUAGCAUUCUGCUGCCAUUCGUAG
Messenger RNA from Neogale vison (American mink), 1286 nucleotides. Its product is annotated as high mobility group protein B3-like. Gene Ontology annotation, cellular component: nucleus. Gene Ontology annotation, molecular function: DNA binding, bending. The record is from RefSeq and is a predicted model, not a curated record. The coding region runs from base 63 to 668 and encodes 201 amino acids. Lineage: Eukaryota; Metazoa; Chordata; Mammalia; Carnivora; Mustelidae. The transcript has a single exon. Gene Ontology annotation, biological process: regulation of transcription by RNA polymerase II.